AUUCGUUUCAGAGCUGCAAGUAAAAACCAACAUGGUGUCCAAAAUGAUAAUUUUUGCGACAGUUUUAGUUUUCUGCCAAAGUUUUAGUGCGGUGGUCUUUGCUGUGGCUCCGGACGUUGAUGAAAGGUUCCUUAAUGUCUACAAGGAAGGAAAGUGGCUUGUUGAGUUUUAUGCACCAUGGUGUGGUCAUUGCAAGAAGCUAGAACCCAUUUACAACAAGGUCAGCCAUGUGUUGCGCAAUUCUGAUGUCAAAGUGGUCAAGAUGGAUGCAACCAGGUUUUCCCAUGUAUCAUCACUGUUUGAAGUCCGUGGAUUCCCAACUAUUAAGUUUUUGGAUGGAGAAAAAGUCUACACCUUCCACGGGGAAAGGACAGAAGAAGACAUACUGGCCUUUGUGAACAAAGCUAAAGGACCUUCAGUUCGAUGGCUGUACAGCAUUGGAAAAUUAAAUGAGGCCAAGGAUGCGCACAAGAAUGAAGUCUUUUACCUUUUUGUUGGGGACAACGACCCUUCAAAUGACCUUCUGAAUAAAUAUUCCAGUAUUGCAGAGGAUAAAGUCUCACAGACCUACUUUUAUGCAGCCAACAAAAGAAUUCUACCCGAGGACUUAUCACUCAAAUCUGAUCCUACUGUCAUUGUGUUUAAAGAUAACAAAGUGUUUGAAUUUGAAGCUCCCCGGGGUAUUGCCACCAUGAGCUCCUUGCAGAAGUGGAUCAACAGUGAACGGUACCCAGCCUUCCCUCUCAUAUCCGGUGGAAACAUCAAUGAAAUGGCGGACACCGGAAAGUUGCUAGUCAUAUUUGUCAUCGACCAGAAUUACCCUGAACAAAAGGAGGAUAAUUUGAGACAUGGGCACUGGUCUCAGGGGGCUUUGCCUUUCUCGGAGACCUGCAGAUCAGGACUAGGCGGAGCUGACCGGGUGAAAGAAAUGGCAGCACAUCUAGCCCACAAUGAAAGAGCUGCCUUUCAUGAUGAUUUCCAGUUUCUGUGGAUGGCCGAGGUGGACACCGUGAACAACAUCAUGCUUGCGUUUGUCUCGCCACCCUACCUGAUGGUUCUGGACCCUACAGUGCACCUGUACUACGUACCAGAUACUCCUCUCAGCAAAAUGGAUUCCAACACCCUCAGGGAGUUCUUGAAUAACGUGAAGUCAGGCAAAAUAGAAGCUUUGGGUGGCACUGGUUUCUUCCAGCGCUUGAAGCGCCUCUUUUAUGACAUUCUUGUUACAGUUAUAGAAGUGUGGCAGUCGUCUCGUUGGCUGUUCCUGAUCAUGUUUGGGAUCCCGACAGGUGUGAUCUCCUGUGUCUGCUACAGCCUCUGCUGCAUGGAGACUGUGGACGAUGGGGCGCUCAGCGAUGAAGAAGAGGACUCCGAUGAAGAAUACAGGCAGAUCAUAAAAGAACACAAACAGUUAACAGAAGCAGAAGAGAGGGCAAAAACUCACCCGAAAGGAGAAUAAAGGGACGGCAUUGCUUGAGUCUAGUCCAUCCAAGAAAUCCAUCCACAAUAUGAUGACCAAGGGGGAAAUACUGCAGCGUGAUUUGUCUGUGAAGGAGGGGGGAAAACUCAAAGGAGUUGUGGUUUUCAACAAUCUGGCAAAGUGUCACUUACAUAACUUGUUGUCCCCACUGCAAUGUACUACCAGGGGGGGGGGGGGGGGGGGUCUAUAUUUGAUUCACCGAGGGCUACUGUCUGUCUGUAUGUUUAUAGACACAUGUCCUACAAGUACUCCUGCAUUCAAAUUUGUUAACAUCUAUUUUUAUCAUAAAAAAAAAUUCAUCUUUAAAUUAAAACUUAAAAUUUAAUGAUCAUGAUUUAGUUAAUAAAAUCUUCUGCAUACACUUGUUUAAUGUUAAGGGCUUUUUGCUGAAUAUGUAAAACUGUGUUUAGUAUUUACCCAUGACUAAAUAUUGUAGAUCUGGGUUUAAUUUGUGUGUAUAAUUUGUAAUGAAUACUAAAAAUUUAUAUUUAGAAUUAUCAAUAAACUGUAGUGAUAUAAAUUGCUCACAAUGACACAUGAGUACACAAAUUCCAGUAAGUUUAAAUUUUUGAUACUACCACCUUGUUCUCCAUAAAAAAAAGGUUGUGAAGUAUCUAUUUACAAAUUUCGGAACAGGUAUAUGUAAAAAUUUAUAAUUGUGUUUUUAGAAGUCCCAAUUGUAUGACUGAUAUGUUUACCGCCUUGAGACCGAGACGGCCUCAUUUUAGCCCAUACUCUGCAAACCUUUUCAAAGACACCAAACACUAAUUCUUCCCAGGAAACCAAUUCAAAAGUUUCUCUUACUAUAAUGCUUUGGUUGCAAGCAAGCUUAAACAAAGUUGUUUAAACCUUUCACACACAGAAGCAAAGUGAAAAUGGCUAUGUGUAAACAGCAUAAAACCAGAACAGCCUGCCAGUAACUCGCAGUCUGUUCAGGAUUGAUGCUGUUUGCUACUCAUCAGUAUCUAAGGGUUGGAAAUGAAGCCUUUAAAAUUUGAAUCUUGAAGAAAGGUCUUUAAUUAUAUUUAUCUUUCUAAGGGACUACAAAUGUGUCAAAAUACAUAUCUAAUUGUUAAGAGUUUAACUCCAUAGUGGAUAAUCAUGCUCAUUUCAUAUUCAACCAGAUAUCAUGACUGCCAAGUGGGAAUUUCUCCAACAAUCGUGCAACAACACAAAUAACAUUGCAUACAAACAUUAUUGCUUUGCCCUUAUGUUUCCCUGUUUUAUAGCUAAUGAAUGUUUUGUUGUCUAAUUGUAUGUAAGACGCAAUGACAUCCUUUUUUGUAAAAAAUGUGUCAUUAUGUUAUAUUAAUGUUGAAUGUUUAACAUAAUAAAAUUAAUGAUAUUCAGUAUUGUACAAGUGUAUUAGAUUUGUGCCUUAGGCAGUAAAUUCUUUGUUCACAGUUUGAGAAGUUUAUCAGGGUGCAACUUUGAAUACCAGGGCAUGUAGAUUUUACAGGGCAUGUCGUUAAAAUUAUUACUGUAAGUUGUAGAUACAUCACUUACCUCUCUACAUGUCAUAUAAUUAUUCAUCUCAUGGCAAAGCAUAUCGUAUGUAAUUAAUUUGUAUGUCAUUGUAUGUGUUGUAAAAAUAUUAUUGACAUUAAUUAUGCUCGUUGUGAUAUAAGGGACAUAAGGGAAACAACUGCGUGUUUCAAAUAGACAUUUAUCAAGAGUAAUCUUGACUUGUUCAAAAUAAGUUAACCACAUAUGUAAGGUUUUCCUUCAAACAAAAUAUAUGUUGUUGUUGCAUUUUCAGUGAUUAAUGUAUGUUUUGUAUUCCUUUGUAAAUUUAGCGGAAAAUGAGUGAAACUUUUGCAAAUUGCUAAACAGGUUUAUGCGAAAAUGGGAACAUGUAGUGUGAUUGCAAUGGUGUGCAUGUUAUGAAUGCAUUGCAACUGUUAACAUAAGACCAUGUUUUAAGAUCAAUUUGUGUGCAAUAUUAUUUUUUUCGAUUUGUAUUUUAUGUCAUUAUUUUCGUAGGGUGACAAUAAAAAAAGAAAUUGAUAAA
This is a messenger RNA of Dreissena polymorpha, 3491 nucleotides long. RefSeq names its product protein disulfide-isomerase TMX3-like. The record is from RefSeq and is a predicted model, not a curated record. Gene Ontology annotation, biological process: peptidyl-cysteine oxidation. Gene Ontology annotation, molecular function: protein disulfide isomerase activity. The transcript is spliced from 15 exons. NCBI's taxonomy places the organism in Eukaryota, Metazoa, Mollusca, Bivalvia, Myida, Dreissenidae. Gene Ontology annotation, cellular component: endoplasmic reticulum. Bases 32 to 1459 code for a protein of 475 amino acids.